Molecule: messenger RNA, 1296 nt
Organism: Zingiber officinale
Lineage: Eukaryota; Viridiplantae; Streptophyta; Magnoliopsida; Zingiberales; Zingiberaceae
Product: protein CHROMOSOME TRANSMISSION FIDELITY 7-like
Exons: 6
Coding region: 42-1019 (325 amino acids)
Biological process (GO): mitotic sister chromatid cohesion
Cellular component (GO): nucleus; chromatin
Molecular function (GO): protein-lysine-acetyltransferase activity
Source: RefSeq, a predicted model, not a curated record
UCUACGCUUCGCUGCUGCCGUUGUUUUUGGCGGAGGGGGAGAUGCAGCAAUCGAAGAUCAGCGCCUUCUUCAAGCCUUCAACGCCUUCUUCUUCAAUCGCUCGAAGCGAGUGCGAUAUCGAUCGGACUCACAAAGAUGGAGGAGAUGCGGGAGCGAAGGCGCCGGGCCUGAUCGCGAGUGGUUCCUCCAGGAUGCUCAACAAGAAGAGGAGCUACGCGCAGUACCAUCUCGAAUUAGGGCAGUCGGACUUCCUCCUCCGCUCCUGCUCCGUCUGCGGGAUGAUGUACGCCCCCGGGGACGAGUCGGACGAGAAGCUCCACGGGGAUUUCCAUAAGAAGUACUACGAAGGAAUUCGGUUCAAGGGCUGGCGCGGCGAGAGAGUUGUCUCGACGCCCAGCGGAGGCAAUUGCCGCAUCCUGUUGGUGCUCGACGGUGACUCCCCAUCGCACAAGCGCAAGGUUAAGGAGGUGCUUACGAUCGUGGAGAAGGAACUUGGGUUCAGUGAUGGUCAACUUCUGAAUAAACUCUGCAAGGUUUAUCUGUUCAUUUCAAGUAAUAGGGUUGUUGGUUGCCUAGUUGCUGAACCGAUAAGAACUGCUCAUAGAGUUGUAGAAAGUUGUACAUCGUGUGAACAUACCGACUAUACUAAAUUUUGUCAAAAUUUAGAAAGAAAAUGCCCAACAUUGCAAUUCGGAGGAUUCAGCUUCAAGAGAGAAGUUAUCAGAAGUGUCUCCAAGAACAGGACAACCAUUGAUGAGUGCGAGACCGGAGCUGUUCUUUGCGAAGAAGAACCUGUCCCUGCCCUUUGUGGGUUUAGGGGCAUUUGGGUUGUUCCUUCCCAGAGAAGGAAACGAAUUGCCUUCCAACUAUUAGAUGCUGCAAGGCAUACAUUUUUACCAGAUACAGUUCUGGAGCACGCACAGUGUGCCUUUUCUCCUCCAACCUCGUCUGGAAGAGCAUUAGCAUCUAGAUACAGUGGCAACAACACUUACCUAAUCUACAGGGAAGAUGAUGUGUGAGGGGGAAAAAAAUAUAUGUUUGAAUUGAUUUUUUUUUUUCUGCAAGUCUUGCGAACUAAUAUCGACUGAAAUUCUUCAAUUGUAUUGAAGAAGCAAAGAUUGGAUUAUGUUCGUUAAUGUAUCUUGUGUUUCUUGGACUGUCAUUGUAUUUGAUUUUGUCUGAAAACUAUAGAGAUGUCACGUUAGAUAGGUGACUCUGUUGUUGAUCAGGAAAAAUUUUAAACUAGAGAAAAAGCUGAUGAACUGGAACAAAAAGGGGCUUCGAUUGCUUCUUGGC